Molecule: messenger RNA, 2682 nt
Organism: Cynoglossus semilaevis (tongue sole)
Lineage: Eukaryota; Metazoa; Chordata; Actinopteri; Pleuronectiformes; Cynoglossidae
Gene: kpna1
Product: karyopherin alpha 1 (importin alpha 5)
Exons: 14
Coding region: 131-1747 (538 amino acids)
Biological process (GO): protein import into nucleus
Cellular component (GO): cytoplasm
Molecular function (GO): nuclear import signal receptor activity; protein binding
Source: RefSeq, a predicted model, not a curated record
CUGUGAUGGUACGUAGGCAGUGGGAGGAGCGACGUGCGUUGAAUAUUGCGCAUGCGUAUUAGUGUACCGGCGACAUAAACGGUGGCCUAGCGAAGAAGGGAUUACAGAGCCCGAUUUGACAGGCUACACAAUGAGUCAGGGUAAGGACAAUGCACGACUUAAGAGCUACAAGAACAAGUCUCUCAACACAGAUGAGAUGCGAAGGCGGAGGGAAGAGGAAGGUCUACAGCUAAGGAAACAGAAGAAAGAUGAACAGCUGUUUAAGAGAAGAAAUGUUGCCACAGUGGAAGAUGAUGGGACAUUGGAGGAAGAUGGAAUGGUUGACAGCGGUUACCUGGAGUCCCAGGUUAACAACAUGGACCCACUCGUGGGUGGGGUAAUCUCUGAAGAUAUGACACAGAUGAUCUUUUCCAGUUCUCCUGAGCAGCAGCUAAUAGGCACUCAGCGCUUUAGGAAACUCCUCUCGAAAGAGCCCAACCCACCCAUUGAUGAAGUCAUUGCUACACCAGGGGUGGUGGCUUGCUUUGUUGAGUUUCUGAAAAGGAGAGAAAACUGCACGUUGCAGUUUGAAGCUGCUUGGGUAUUGACCAACAUUGCAUCAGGUACAUCUCACCAAACACGGGUGGUCAUCCAGGCAGGAGCUGUGCCCAUAUUCAUAGAGAUGCUCAGCUCAGACUUUGAAGAUGUGCAAGAGCAAGCAGUGUGGGCUCUGGGAAAUAUAGCAGGAGACAGCACAGAAUGCAGGGACUUUGUCAUAGACUGUAACAUUCUACCUUCUCUGUUGCAGUUACUGGCCAAACAGAAUCGCCUGACAAUGAUGAGAAAUGCAGUGUGGGCCCUGUCCAACCUGUGCAGAGGGAAAAACCCACCUCCUGACUUUAGUAAGGUGUCCCCAUGUCUCAGUGUGCUGUCCUGGCUGCUCUUUGUCAAUGACACUGACAUCCUGGCGGAUGCAUGCUGGGCGCUCUCCUACCUUUCUGAUGGCCCCAAUGACAAAAUCCAGGCCGUUAUUGACUCCGGAGUCUGUCGCAGGCUGGUGGAAUUACUGAUGCACUCGGACUAUAAGGUUGUAUCCCCUGCGUUGCGAGCUGUCGGUAACAUCGUCACUGGAGAUGAUCUACAGACACAGGUGAUCCUGAACUGCUCAGCGUUGCAGUCCCUGUUACACCUCCUGAGCAGCCCCAAGGAAUCCAUCAAGAAAGAGGCUUGUUGGACGAUCUCCAAUAUCACUGCAGGGAACCGAGCACAAAUACAGAUGGUAAUAGAUGCAGGUCUGCUUCCUCCUCUGAUCAAUAUCCUGCAAGUAGCAGAGUUUCGCACAAGAAAGGAGGCUGCAUGGGCCAUUACCAAUGCCACCUCUGGGGGCUCUAGUGAGCAAAUUAGGCACCUAGUUGAACUGAACUGCAUAAAACCACUGUGUGACCUGCUCACACUUAUGGACUCCAAAAUAGUCCAGGUUGCUCUUAACGGCCUUGAGAACAUCCUGAGACUGGGAGAACUGGAAGCCAAGAUAGGAGGAGGCAUCAAUCCUUAUUGUGCCCUCAUUGAAGAGGCUUAUGGUUUGGACAAGCUGGAGUUCCUGCAGGGUCAUGAGAACCAGGAAAUCUACCAGAAAGCCUUUGAUCUGAUUGAGCGCUACUUCAACAGCGAUGACGAGGAUGCGUCCCUGGCCCCUGCCGUGGACCUGCAGCAGCAGCAGUUCCUCUUCCAGCAGUGUGAGGCCCCGAUGGAGGGUUUCCAGCUAUAACACCUCAUCCUCCCUCCUUGUUCCACCUUCAUACUCACCACUGCUCAUUUUCUCUUGCUCUCUUCCCACUGAUCAAGGGCGGAUGACAACCCCUGUUGAUCGGCUUGUAAUCAUGAUAAUGUUACCAUUACAGUAGCACAUACAGUGUGAGCAUAUGUCCGACGUGGGUCGGGUUUUGCAGUCUUGUCAGCCAGUCACUCAUUCAAGGCUCAACUCAAUGUCUGGAUUCCUCCACACCCAGAGUCCUCCAGUCUGCCCACCCCGCAGCAUCUCAAGACUAGAUUUUUCCCUGCAGCACCUUCCUCAAUUCUUUUUCUGCAUUCCGACCUCAGUUCAUCUGAAAUACAAAGGCUUUUGUCUAUGUUCAGAAGGGAGUGUUGUUCCCCAUCUCUGGUUCAGUGGGAGUUCUAGGACCGCUCUGCUUGUCUGAUUGAUGAAUCAAUGACUUACAAGACAAACAAUCACAGACGCUUUUUUUUUUUUACCCACCUACAAGUGUUCUCACCUAAACACUGGACUGACCAUGAGACGUUGACCGCACAACAGUGGUCACUGGACUGAACUGCCCACUGCAGAAUUAAGUGGCCAGUCCCAGCCCCUGAGACAAAACUGACUAAAAAGCACUUGGAUGACUCUCAACAAAAAAGGAGAAUUUCCCACAUUCUCUCUCUCUUUCUCCAGCCUUUGGAUUGAAUGACCACAGACUGACAAAUCAGGAACUUAAAAAUGUCACUAAGGGGAGGCGUUUGUCAGCGACAACAGGACAUGCCCUGCUCGUGUUCCAUCCUGGAUCUCAUAUUAUACAUUCCUUUUUUUCCAGAAGUGGACUUUUUCACCUGCAUAGGCCCCAUCCUGAAGAGUUCAGACUGCCUCCUCCCUCUGGUGUGACAUGAAUAAACCCCAUGGAACUAUGGGAUUCGGAGUCUUCCCUCGCA